UGCCAAGGCCGUGGCCAAUCUGAUCAACACCACCACCGUCCACAACGCCGACACCCUCCUCCGCCUCGUCACCUCUCGCCCUCCGGGGAUCCCUCUCAUCACCGUCAGCAAUCACAUGUCCACGUUAGUCAGCUAGUCUUCAAUUUGCCUCUAUUAGUAUGUUCUUCGUUCAUGUUCGCAUAUCAUAUUUAUCAACAUGUCUUCCCCAAUGUUUCACAUUUUUUUAAAGAUUUUAGGGUUCUAGGGUCUCUUUGGGCUCCUAUUUUCCAGCGAUAGAGCAUUUGUGAUUUCUCCUUUGGCAUUUUUUUUCAACUUGGAUGAUCCUGUGAUGUGGGGAUUCAAAGGGUUUCCGACUUGUGAUGCAAAAUUGGCAAGAUGGGUAUUGGCUGCUGAGGAUAUCUGCUUUAAAAAAACUGUGUUUUCAUAAUUUUUCCGCCUGGCAAUCUACGAAGAGAGGAUGUAAAAUGGCUUAUAUGGUUGGAGGCUUGGAGCACAUAUUAAAAAAUACGGAGUACGCUAUAAGUUCAAUAUGUCUGCCAAUUUUAAGCUUCUCCGUUGAGCUGCUCUUACCACUAUAGAAAAAGCAGAAAGAAGAGGGCCUUAGUGUUUUUUCAAGCAAAACGCUCAUCAAAUUGGACCCAACAAAAUGCCGCCAAAGAAGAGUAAAUCUCCGCCCUCCGAUCCCCAGGGAAUGUUCAGCAGAAUGGUGGUCUUCUUGGUCGAAGAUGGAGUUCAAACUCGCCGGUUGCAGAUUUGGAAGCAGAGAUUGACGCAAAUGGGGGCCAGCAUUGAGGAAAAAUUAUCCAAAAAUGUCACUCAUGUUUUUACCGUGGAUGCAAAUUCCCUUCUAAAGAAACUUGAUUGCAAACGGUUGGUUAGGUCCAAAGCUAAAGUCCUCUUAUAUCAAUGGGUGGAGGACAGCUUGACUAAAGGUGAAAUGGUGUCUGAAGAUUUGUACACUAUAUCUCUAGAGUCAGGGGAGAAUAGAGAGACUGUCAAGGAAGAUAUCGCAAGUGGUUGUACUGAUAGUGAGCUUACUCCAAAAAAGAGCAGGAUUACUCCUUUUGGUACUGAUAUUGUGAGUUCAGAAGAUAAGUUUCACACAGAAGACCAUUUUGGGCAUCAGUUAGUAGAAUCCUCAUAUAUCUCUCGAUGCUCAUCAAGCCCUGAAAUAAUCAGUGGCGAGGCGCUUUAUCCUUGUGGCAAUGCUGUAAGCACAGGCAAUCCCGUUUCCCAAGUCCCAAGUUAUUCUACAGCUUUUUUGGGAUUCUUUUCCUUCAUAUUUCCUCUAGAUUCCUUCUGAAAGUCACAUAUCUUGUUUGAUUCUAUGCUUCUAUUUCAUUCUUUCAUGUAUGUGGUUUCAGGGUAUUUUGAUGUGUGACUUGUGUCAUCAUUAUACAGGCUGAAAUAUCGAAAUCACCAUUGCUUUAUAAGCCUCCUAAUUUGAACAGGAACAUUACCGAGAUAUUUGGAAAACUUUUUGACAUUUAUACGGGUAAAACUUCUGUGCUCUUUCCAUUACUGUGUAUACUUGGAAAUAAUGGCAUAAGCUUGUUAAAAGUCUAUGUGAAGUCAUCAAUCCUCAAUGACAGCACGUGGUGAUGAUCGACGCUCAUAUAGCUAUCACAAAGCCAUAGCAGUAAUUGAGAAAUUGCCUUUCAAAAUCGAAAAUAUGGACCAGGUUCAAAACCUUCCUAGUAUAGGAAAGUCAUUGCAGGAACAUGUAAGUAAACAGUGUUAUUACAUGUAGCUCUCUUUGCUGGUUGUAUUCUAUAUGUUGAUGGCAUCUCCAUUUUCUUGUGUUAACAUAAGUGAAAGGGUACAAGAUGAAAGGCAACCAUUUUCUUAAUUUCAGAUUCAGGAAAUAGUGAACACCGGAAAACUAUCUAAGUUGGAGCACUUUGAGCAGGAUGAAAAGGUACGGACGAUCAGUUUGUUUGGAGAAGUAUGGGGUGUUGGUCCUGCAACUGCCUUAAAACUUUACGAGAAAGGGCAUCGGACUCUGGAUGACCUCAAAAGUGAAGAAUCACUUACAAAUGGGCAAAGAUUAGGCUUGAAGUAUUUCCAUGACAUCAAAACAAGAAUUCCACGUCACGAGGUUGAAGCGAUGGACCAACUUCUGCAGAAGGUUGGACAAGAGAUUUUACCCGGAGUUAUUAUUGUGUGUGGAGGGUCCUAUAGGCGUGGAAAGGAAUCUUGUGGGGAUAUGGAUUUUGUUAUCACACACCCCGAUGGAGAAAGUCAUAUAGGUUUUCUUCCUCGAUAUCUAAAGCAUCUCAAAGAAAUGAGAUUUUUGAGGGAAGAUUUGACCUUGAGUGUUCACAGUGAGGUAAUUAUCUAUUACUCCAUGGUAUAUGUGUUCUUAUUCAUCAUUUUGUAUGCAUUUAUGAUUAUGGGUGCCUUUAUUUUGCAUUUUCAAAAAGAGGUGAUUUUGAUUUUAGAAUUAGGUGCUCUAAAAAUCACGAGUAUAUGUGCUAAUCACGAGGCAAGGCGGUUACCCAAAUCU
Messenger RNA from Cuscuta campestris, 2506 nucleotides. Lineage: Eukaryota; Viridiplantae; Streptophyta; Magnoliopsida; Solanales; Convolvulaceae. The record is from the annotation of a GenBank genome assembly.